Messenger RNA from Paracoccidioides lutzii Pb01, 357 nucleotides. RefSeq lists its product as hypothetical. The transcript is spliced from 2 exons. The record is from RefSeq and is a predicted model, not a curated record. The coding region runs from base 1 to 357 and encodes 118 amino acids.
AUGAAAACUUCUCUUACUGCUCUUCACCAAGAAUUUGAAAGUACUAUUCAGAAGCUUCACAGUCAAAAUCAACAGUUGCAGGCUGAAUGUCAAUCUUUACAAGCUGAAUGCCAAUCUUUGCAGACUGCUCUAAACAGCUCCCAAUCUCAAUUCCAAUCCCGUCUGAAGCCCUCACUGCCAGACCCUGAAAAGUUUACUGGUCAAACCCUGAAAUUUGACACCUGGCUCCCCUCAAUCAAAGCCAAACUACGCGUGGAAGACAAACUACACAGUCUAAAGCAGGUAUCAGAUGAAUCUUUAGCAGUCUAUAUUACUAAGUUUGAACGCAUUCUCUAUGAGGCCAGAGCUCAGGAUUAG